Molecule: messenger RNA, 662 nt
Organism: Sinocyclocheilus grahami
Lineage: Eukaryota; Metazoa; Chordata; Actinopteri; Cypriniformes; Cyprinidae
Product: transmembrane protein 196-like
Exons: 5
Coding region: 24-638 (204 amino acids)
Source: RefSeq, a predicted model, not a curated record
UCGCAUGGAGAAGGAGCAGAAGCAUGACAUGGAGUGAAGCGUUUUGCGCACCGGUCAGGAAGGAUGCCCGAGCGAAGAUGUGCUCCAGCCGGAAGAUCAUCUGGAGUUUGUUGGUUCUGUCGGUGCUGGAGAUAGGGCUCGGGGUGUCCAGCAUCGCCCUGGGCGCGGUGGGCAUCUGCCGGGCGAAAGCGGAGCACAAGACCCAGCAGGGCGACGCUUCUCCUUUAUGGAGCGGAGUGUGUUUUCUUAUCUGUGGACUGUGUGGCAUGCUGUGUGCACGGAAAAGGACGGGACUGAUUAUGAUAUUAUUUUCCUCCUGCUGCAUUUGUGGGUUAAUUGGUGGAAUCCUGAACUUCCAGUUUGUCCGAGCGCUGGUCAAGCGUCCAGACGCCAUGCGCUCUCUUCAUUUGGCUGUCAUGUCUCUAGCAUGUCUGGGCAUCAGCAGCUGCACGCUGUCCACAUGGCUGACCUGCAGACUGGCCAGCAGCGAACAGCAGCGCAUGUUUCUGGAGAGAGAACAUUCACUGCAUCACUCGCACGAAAUGGCAGAGAAGGUACGCAAGGAGCUGGAGGUUUUGGAUAACACCAGCAAUUGCAUCUCUCAAAUCUCCUACAAUGGACGGAGCGCUUCGCCGUGACAGCUCGCUGCCCACAUGCUCUUA